Messenger RNA from Capronia coronata CBS 617.96, 2169 nucleotides. RefSeq lists its product as uncharacterized. Gene Ontology annotation, cellular component: nucleus. The record is from RefSeq and is a predicted model, not a curated record. Gene Ontology annotation, biological process: mRNA processing. NCBI's taxonomy places the organism in Eukaryota, Fungi, Ascomycota, Eurotiomycetes, Chaetothyriales, Herpotrichiellaceae. Bases 1 to 2169 code for a protein of 722 amino acids. Gene Ontology annotation, molecular function: RNA binding. The transcript has 2 exons.
AUGGCAUACAAACGCUCUCGACAGGCCUUCGAAGCCGACCUCCAAAAAAAGUCCUCCCCCUUCGUCGCAUACGGAACACCAUUGCCCCCCAUAGACGAACAGACGAGAGAUGAUGGCUCUUUCGUGCCAAUUUGGAAGCAAGAGGUCACAGAUGAGAGAGGGAGAAAACGGUUACACGGCGCCUUCACUGGAGGCUUCAGCGCCGGAUAUUUCAAUACGGUAGGCUCCAAAGAAGGUUGGACUCCUUCCACAUUUGUCUCGUCGAGACAAAAUCGGUUCAAAGAUGGCAAAAAGCCUACGCAGAAGCCUGAGGACUUCAUGGACGAGGAAGAUUUGCGCGAGGCAGAAGAGGCCCGGAGUCUAAAUGUCUCGGAAGAUUUCGCAGGCUUUGGCACUGAGCAUGACUCCGUCCGCAAGACAGCGACCAUUGACCUUUUCCGGCCUCUUGAUGAGACUAUCGGCUCGAAGUUGCUCAAGAGAAUGGGUUGGAGAGAAGGCCAGGGAAUAGGACCUCGAGUCAGACGAGCAGCCAACCUGGGUAAUGAUGACGGAGAGCCUGCUGAGGAAUAUCUCUUCGCGCCUGAAGAUGCUCGCGUAAUCUCCUAUGAAAAGAAGACGGACUACAAGGGACUAGGCUAUGAGAGCGUAUUGUCGAAUGCGAGAAAGGCCACAGCUAAACCCGCUUCAGGAGGGGAAGAGAUUGAAGCUGGCCGAGGCGGAUCUUCUGAAGACGAUGCCGGUGGACUACGCACGGCUUCAAGGAAAUCUGCUCAACGGGGCGCCAAGAGCGGUAUAGGGGUUGGUGUUCUCAACGACGACGGGUCUGACGACGAAGACCCAUACUCCAUGGGUCCCAGAAUCUCCUACCACAGAGUCAUAGGAGGCGACAAGAAAUCGAAAACUAAAUCAAGAAACAUCACGAACUCUGCGAACCCCUUGGUGAAGACUAAACCGACAUACAUUUCGAAAAGGCUGGUGGAUCUGAAGGGAGUUUCGAGGAAAUGUCAUGAUGGCCGCCUGCCCCCCGAAGGGUUCGUGUUGGCCGGCCAAUUGGGGUCCAUGACCAUCCAGGACGACAAGUAUCGAUCGCCUGACGUUCCUGCUGGGUGGAAGUCCUCCAAGUUGACGGAGUCCGUCGCUGACUCUCAAUCGCCCUCCAUGUCGACUGCUGAGGCGGCGCGGGCAUCCGUUCUGACAGCCAAAUCGCGGGCCAACAUAUUGGGAGAACCACAGCUACCAGGGAAGUCUGUAUUCGACUUUUUGUCGCCUGCUGCACGUGAAAGGCUUGUUACUGCGUCAGGCAAAGGAAACCUCCCCGCAGCGGGAAACGAAGCUCCUCCCGAGGGGUUCGAAAAGGCGAAGUCUACGUCAAUUCCACUACAAAGUCUUGUCCCCCAACUUGCCCCUGAUGUAGCGCUCCAAGCGCUUAGCCGUGGUGCUAACGGUUGGAUGCCCUAUGCGGAGGAUGAGAAGAAGCGGACCAGAUAUCGUACCUAUCUGGAGAUCCAAGCUGGUCUCAGAAAGGCCGAAGGAGGCGACGAGCUCCCUCCCAGUGCAGAGGGAAUGGCGCAGAGCGACUGGGUGAUGGAAAUGCACGAGUUUGCGCGGGCAGCUGAAGUUUUCAAGCCCAUCAGUGGGCUCAUGGCUAGCCGCUUCACCUCUUCCUCGUCUCUACCCGAAGGCCGUCACAGUGACUCGGCAAAUGCCACAGAAGAAUCGCUAUUGGCCAGGCCAUCUGCCAAACCCGAGGAUCCUGCUGAAUCGGCCGCCAAGUUGGGUAUGUUUGGUCAGUUGACUAGGUCAAUGUCCAGUUUCUCUCCGACGAAGCUGCUCUGCAAGAGAUUCAAUGUGCCUCUACCAGAUCCCUCCGCAUUCGCAGCUCCCGACGCGGGAACGGGCGAUCCCGGCGGAGAACAGCCUGUUGCAGUAGCACAACAGUUCCGCUCCCACAUGUCAACUGGAUUUCAGGACGAGGCAAUUGAAGUUGAAAAUGCUAAGAGGGACAGAGACAGUGCUCAAGACAGCAUAGCCGAACCAAAUGGAUCAGGGCGAGAGGCACCGUCGGCAGCGGCUGGCAUCCAGCCAGAAAGGAACGAAGCCCUGGAGCAGGAAAGACCUGGACAAGCCGUAUUUAAAGCCAUUUUUGGUAGUGAUGACGAGGAUGAUUAG